This is a messenger RNA of Vanderwaltozyma polyspora DSM 70294, 1191 nucleotides long. RefSeq names its product translation initiation factor eIF4A (gene TIF1). The transcript has a single exon. The record is from RefSeq and is a predicted model, not a curated record. NCBI's taxonomy places the organism in Eukaryota, Fungi, Ascomycota, Saccharomycetes, Saccharomycetales, Saccharomycetaceae. Bases 1 to 1191 code for a protein of 396 amino acids. Gene Ontology annotation, molecular function: ATP binding; RNA binding; RNA helicase activity.
AUGUCUGCCGAAGGUGUUUCUGAAAUCGAAGAAUCUCAAAUCCAAACCAACUAUGACAAGGUCGUCUACAAGUUCGAUGACAUGAACUUGAAAGAUGAACUAUUGAAAGGUGUUUACGGUUACGGUUUUGAAGAACCAUCUGCUAUUCAACAACGUGCUAUCUUGCCAAUCGUUGAAGAACAUGAUGUCUUGGCUCAAGCUCAAUCUGGUACCGGUAAGACUGGUACUUUCUCCAUUGCUGCUUUGCAAAGAAUCGACAGUUCUAUUAAAGCUCCACAAGCUUUGAUUUUGGCUCCAACCAGAGAAUUGGCUUUACAAAUCCAAAAGGUCGUCAUCGCUUUGGCUUUCCACAUGGAUGUUAAAGUUCAUGCUUGUAUCGGUGGUACUUCUUUCGUCGAAGAUACUGAAGGUUUGAAGGAUGCUCAAAUCGUCGUCGGUACCCCAGGUCGUGUCUCUGACAACAUUCAAAGACACAGAUUCAAGACCGACAACAUCAAGAUGUUCAUCUUAGAUGAAGCUGAUGAAAUGUUGUCUUCUGGUUUCAGAGAACAAAUUUACCAAAUCUUCACCAUGUUGCCACCAACCACCCAAGUCGUCUUGUUGUCUGCUACUUUGCCAGGAGACGUUUUGGAAGUCACCACCAAGUUCAUGAGAAACCCAAUCAGAAUCUUGGUUAAGAAGGAUGAAUUGACUUUGGAAGGUAUCAAACAAUUUUACAUUAACGUCGAAGAAGAACAAUACAAAUUCGAUUGUUUAAGUGAUUUAUACGAUUCUAUCUCCGUCACCCAAGCUGUUAUCUUCUGUAACACCAGAAGAAAGGUCGAAGAAUUAACUCAAAAAUUGACUGAAAGCAACUUCACUGUUUCUUCCAUCUACUCCGAUUUACCACAACAAGAAAGAGAUGUCAUCAUGAAGGAAUUCAGAAGUGGUUCUUCAAGAAUCUUGAUCUCUACCGAUUUGUUGGCUAGAGGUAUCGAUGUCCAACAAGUCUCCUUGGUUAUCAACUACGACUUGCCAACUAACAAAGAAAACUAUAUUCACAGAAUUGGUAGAGGUGGUCGUUUCGGUAGAAAGGGUGUUGCUAUUAACUUCGUUACUAACGAAGAUGUUGGUGCUAUGAGAGAAAUUGAAAAGUUCUACUCUACUCAAAUUGAAGAAUUACCAGCUGAUGUCGCUGAAAUGUUCACUUAA